This is a messenger RNA of Nicotiana tabacum (common tobacco), 1450 nucleotides long. RefSeq names its product auxin-responsive protein SAUR36-like. NCBI's taxonomy places the organism in Eukaryota, Viridiplantae, Streptophyta, Magnoliopsida, Solanales, Solanaceae. The record is from RefSeq and is a predicted model, not a curated record. Gene Ontology annotation, biological process: response to auxin.
UUAUCGUUUUUCGUCGCAAUAAUAACUACGUCUCAAUUCAAAACUAAUCAAAGUCAAUUAUAUAUAUAAAUUCUCCAUAUACGUGUUGUCCUUUCUUGUCCCAUUUAUAGUUAAUCUUUGGCUCUUUGCUUCCUUUUUUUUGUCCCAUUGAUAAUUAGUCUUUGGCUCUUUACUUUCUUUUAAUUAAUACUCCUUUAUCAUCACCAUUACUACUCUACAAGAAAGCCAAACGGUCCCUAAAAAAAGGUACUCCAUCAAUUUUAUAAACUCCAUUUAACUUCAUAUUUGCAGUUACAACUUCGUGAAAUGCCUUUUCAAUAGCCAAUUUCAAGAAUCCCCUUAAUUCUACCAAAGAAAAAUUUGAUACUUUUGAUCUCUAGGCGGAGAUAUCUUCAAGAUAGGGGCGGAGAUACCUUCGUAGUAGGGUAAGGUCUCUACGUACACACUACCUUCCUCCGACCCCCCUUCGAGGCAGAUAUUCUCUAUACUUAUAGAGGGUUAGAAAGCGUCAGUUCUUAUAUCGAGACGGUAAAGAAAAUAUCUAUCUUGGCAACAAAGCAUCAAACACGUCACUGACUGAUAGUUUAUCUUCCGAAUCGGUUAACAAAAACAUGGGAAAAGUGAGAGGAUUUAGGAUUGGAAGGAGACUAGUGAGAGUUUUCAAGUGGUUUAUUCAUAGGAGAAGAAGGGGAAGAAUCAGCUACAAACGGUUAGGAUCUUCUAAUUAUGCAACCAAAGCAAUUUCAAAGCUAUGUAAUUUGGGAAAUUUGUUGAAAUAUGGUGCAAAAGGUCUUAAUUUUACAAGGCCGAAUUCGGGUUAUAUUCGGGUCGGGCAAGAUUUCAUGGAGCAGAAGGAAAUGAUUGUACCAAAGGGUCAUUUGGCUGUGUAUGUUGGUGAAAAGGAAGAUAAUGCAUGUAGGGUUUUAGUGCCUGUGAUUUAUUUUAAUCAUCCUUUAUUUGCUGAUUUAUUGAGAGAGGCUGAAAUGGAAUAUGGGUUUAAUCAUUCGGGUGGGAUCCAAAUCCCUUGUCGGAUAUCCGAAUUCGAGUAUGUUCAAUCAAGAAUCGCCGCCACGGGUGGUGGUGGAAGAUGCCGUGGAAGGCGGAGUUGGAUGCAUAAGUACUAGUACUGGUGAGUUGUGAUCAGAGACGAAUUUAAAAUUUAAAAAUAUACUAUUUUUUUUAACUUUUAUGUUUAUGGAGAAAGUAGUGUGAGUAGUUUUUGAUUCGCUACUUAAUUUCCGCUCUGAUUAUGACGAUGUUAAGGUUUGUUAUUCUGUUUUAGUGAUCAGUUCGUUAGUUUCUUUGAUCCCACUCGGUCUCUUUCUGUUGCCGGAGGUAGGGAGGCUUAGUUUAAUAUUUUUUAUUUUGUCAAAAAAAAAUGUAAAAGAUUUGACAGUUAUGCCAAAGCUUUAGGGUGUGGAUGAUAUAAUAUUUGUAGGUAUUUGUUGAA